GUUAGACAUUAACAUUAUUUAAAACUUAGAUUUUGGCGGUUAUUUUUUUUUUUAUAAAACUUGUUGACUACUGCUGGAAUGUCCUUCGUUUUUCCUUUCUAGUUGAAUUCCUAUUCCUUAUUCAGAAAUCUUUACAGAAUAAUUAACAUGCGAUUGUGUAUGUAGUUCGGAAUGGAAUUGUUAAAGUGGAAGAAAGUUGAAAAUGAAGCAGGCUAUCCAUGUUACAUCGAUGAAACAAACGGCAAACAACACUAUGACCAUCCUCAGUUUAGUAGGAUAUUGAAAACUCUGGAAGAAUACAAUGACAUCAAGUACAGUGCUUACAGAAUUGCAUUUAAAUUGUUUGCCUUACAGAAAAAUUUAAAGGUGCCCCCACUUCGCAUAAGUUCAGGAGUAUUUGCACGACACCAGCUAAGUCUGUCUGAGAGCAGCUUGUCUUUAGACACUGCUGAAUUGGAAGCUGUAUUGGCUGAUAUCUACUUUGCAGCUGAGAAAGAAGGAUUGUUCAGUGGCGAUGUUGACCUGGCAGUGGAUCUGUUGAUCAACUUGUUGCUCAAUGUGUAUGAUGAAGAAAGAAAAACAUCAAUACGAGUCUUAGCAGCUAAAACUCUCCUAAUAUUAUUGAGUGAAGAAUCAAUAGCAGAGAAAUGGCAGGCCCUAGCCAACUGCUGUGCAGACCACAAUGGCUGUGUGUCACCAAGGAGGUUGGCCGCACUAUUGGCACAUGUCACUGCUCUGCCCAAGUAUCUUGGCUGUCAGUGCGACCACUUGCAGAGUGACUUGGAUUCCUGUUUUGCUAAGAAUGCAGGCAUGCUUGGCGUCUCGUCGCAAGCAGUAGCGGAGUGGGGGGUGCACGGUUGUUCCAGCACUCGAUGGCUUGGCGUUGUACAGCGUGUGGUCGACAGCAGGAGCAGUGCCAAUGUAAGCGCGGGCUGCAGUGCGUGUGGACAACCCCUUAUACAGGUGCUGAAAUUCAAAUGUGCAAAAUGUAAUGAUGUCUACUUUUGUGAAAAGUGUUAUUUAUAUGGCAAGGAGUUGUCGAGUGUUCCCAGUCAUAAGAAAACUCAUUUAGUGCAAGAACUAAUUGAUGGAGAGAUCAAAGCUCCUGAAUGCCUCAGCUUCAUAAAAGGCAUGAAAAGAUUUUUCUUCUGCACGAAGACAAGAAAGAAAAAGACAAGUAAAAUGGAUAAAAAGAAUAAACAGACAAGACAAAGUUCGCUCAAAAGAAAAGAAAAGCCUGUGAUAUUUACCUCGACGGUGGGCAAGGCUUCGGGAAAUAAAACUAACAAUCCAGCCAUGACGCUGCAGGAUAUUAUUACUAAUAUGGAAAAUGACACUAAAGCCCUCAAAGAUCUGAUGGAUCAAAUGGACACAGUGGUCAAAGCCGGCGACAAAGAUAGUGACGAACAAUUGAAAGGCAAAGCAGAGGUGUAUUACAGUCAGAUAUCUGCACAAAUCGCCAGGCUCAAGACAUUGAAGGACAAUUUCCUAAACCCGGACAACUUCCCACCUGAAACCAAAUCUGAAAAAUUGGAACGACCUCAAGCAUUUGACCUCUUCAGUCCCAUACCAGUAGUGGACGGGAAACAAUCAAAAGUCACAGAAAAUUCCAAAAACCAGCCAAGGGUACUUAGCUUGGAUUCCGGAAACUUCUCAGUGGCGGAUAAGCCUGAUAGUCAGCAUCUGCUGACUAUGUCGGGAGAUGCAUUGAAGCCAGUGGUGGUUCAUGCCACUUCGGAUAGCAUUUCUACUGUGUCUAUGAAUGAUAUGAGCAAUUGGUACAAUGAAACUGAAACUACUAACAAACGAAACGCAACUAAAACGAAACUGGAAAGCAACCACAGUAUAUCAGCUACAGAGAAGCGGUUCGCUGCAGACAUUCGCUCCGUGGAGAACAGUAACGACAAAAUGAGGGAACUCAACGCAGAUCUGGACACUGUAUUGGAUAGACUGCAACAGAUACUCACUAACAACUUCGCUAUGGAUGACUCGUGUUUUGACAACACUCAACUGCGGGAGACGGCGAGUGAGAUGGAGGGUUUGUUGGGGACCCUCAUACGCGGCGUGGAGCAGCGCGCUACGCUCAACGCUAACAAUGGUCUCGUUUAGUAUAUUUAGUGAUUACUAGCUGAUGCCCGCGACUUCGUUUACUUUCUUAAAAUUAAAGAACUCUUUAAAUUUCCGGGAUAAAAAGUAGCCUAUGUGUUAAUUCAGAGUAUAAAUCUAUUCUAUUCUA
Maniola jurtina (meadow brown) is the source of this 2236-nucleotide messenger RNA. Its product is annotated as dystrophin-1-like. The transcript is spliced from 11 exons. Lineage: Eukaryota; Metazoa; Arthropoda; Insecta; Lepidoptera; Nymphalidae. Gene Ontology annotation, cellular component: plasma membrane. Gene Ontology annotation, molecular function: zinc ion binding. Gene Ontology annotation, biological process: synaptic signaling. The coding region runs from base 172 to 2109 and encodes 645 amino acids. The record is from RefSeq and is a predicted model, not a curated record.